GAAUGCUUUCUUGCCCAUAUCGCUCACCCAGCGUAAUCAAACCCAAACCCACACGGGAAUAGGAUUGGUACGACGUAAGCAGUGCAUAUCCCCGACACUGCAAGGUCCGGUGCCUGAAAACAAUCGGCAACGGUGAGGAGAUAGCCGAGCACCAUGCAAGGUCUCAUCCCACCUGCCAGACGUCUUGCAAGCUAUCAAAAGAACCAGUUAGCCUGUGUACGCUUCUCCACUUGGUCAUAUGCGGCCCUCUCAAGUCAACGCAUCGAUUGAAGCUUUCUCCGAACCUAAAUGGCUCCACACGAUGACCGUAUCAAAUAGCUCAUCAGCCUAUCGUUCUUGAUAGGUAGUACAGCUCGAGUGACAUAAAUACCCCUCUUUCUCUUGCUCAGACUCAAGAACAGCCGAGCAAGUUUGUGUCCCCAGGCUUCAUCCCACAUCGCACUACCAGUAUGCUGUUCCGCAGUCUACUGUCCACGGCUGUCCUAGCCGCCUCAUUAUGCGCGGACCAUGCAUCUGCUGGUAAACUUGGCCGUUUCGCUCAAAGAUCUCGCGACGCCAAACCGGCUAAGCGCGCAGCGGAGCUUGCGAAGAGGUCUCACUCGACCCCUGUUGAGGACUAUCGGUUCUACAACAACGCUACGCAGGCCUUCCGUGUGAAGAGUCUUCCUGAUGUUCAUUACGACAUCGGUGAGACAUACUCUGGAUUGAUCCCCAUCGAGAAGGACGAUCCGUCAAGAGCACUUUUCUUUGUCUUCCAGCCUACCGUCGGUGCGCCUGUGGAUGAGGUCACCAUCUGGUUGAAUGGUGGCCCUGGAUGCUCGUCUCUGGCUAAUGCACUACUGAUGCGUUUACAGGAGGGCUUUCUCCAGGAGAAUGGACGGUUCACCUGGCAGCCUGGAACAUACUUGCCGGUUGAGAACCAAUACUCCUGGGUAAACCUGACCAACGUGCUGUGGGUCGACCAACCUGUCGGCACGGGCUUCUCUGUUGGCACCCCGACUGCAGUGUCGGAGGAGGAGAUCGCACAGGACUUCAUUAAGUUCUUCAAGAACUGGCAGCAGACCUUCGGCAUCAAGAACUUCAAGAUCUACGUGACUGGCGAGAGCUAUGCAGGCCGCUAUGUCCCUUAUAUCUCAGCUGCCAUGCUGGACGAGAAGGACACAGAGUACUUCGACCUGAAGGGAGCAUUGACCUACGACCCUGUCAUCGGGCAGUUCGACUAUGUUCAGACCGACGCCCCGGUCGUGCCCUUCGUUCAGGACAACAAGGUCCUCUUCAACUUCAACGCCAGCUUCCUUGCCGAGCUGGAGCAGCUCCACGAGUCGUGCGGCUACAAGGCCUUCAUGGACGAGUACCUCACCUUCCCCGCCAGCGGGGUGCAGCCCCCAAAGAGCAUGAACUACUCGGGCGACUGUGACCUCUGGGACCUGAUCAACAACGAGGUCCUGGGCAACAACCCCUGCUUCAACCCCUACGCGAUCAACGAGAACUGCCCCAUCGUCUGGGACGUGCUGGGCUUCCCGACCGAGGUCGACUACACCCCGCCGGGGGCGACGGUCUACUUCGACCGGUCGGACGUGAAGCGCGCCCUGCACGCCCCGGCCAACAUCACCUGGUCCGAGUGCUCGAACGAGAGCGUCUUCGUGGGCGUGGGCGGCCCCGAGGGCGAGGGCGACCUGUCCGCCAACCCGAUCGAGCACGUCCUGCCGCAGGUCAUCGAGGGCACCAACCGCGUGCUGAUCGCCAACGGCGACUUCGACAUGGUCAUCCUCACCCAGGGCACCCUGCUGUCCAUCCAGAACAUGACCUGGAACGGCAAGCUGGGCUUCGAGACCGAGCCCGCCACCCCGAUCAACAUCGAGCUCCCGGACCUCCAGUGGGACCCCAUCCUGGGCGGCGCCACCGGCGGCCAGGGCGACAUGGGCAUCCAGCACUACGAGCGCGGCCUGAUGUGGGCGGAGACCUACCAGAGCGGCCACAUGCAGCCGCAGUACCAGCCCCGCGUGUCGUACCGACACCUGCAGUGGCUGUUGGGGAGAAUCGAUAAGCUGUGAGGCAUCCGCCGGAAGCUUGAACCCCUAGGCCGUCCUGUAUAGCUAGUAUAGAUACGAUCCAAACCUCAUCGACGUACAUGAUAGAAACGGGAAUCUU
Aspergillus brunneoviolaceus CBS 621.78 is the source of this 2151-nucleotide messenger RNA. RefSeq names its product putative pheromone processing carboxypeptidase (Sxa2) (gene sxa2). The record is from RefSeq and is a predicted model, not a curated record. The transcript is spliced from 5 exons. Gene Ontology annotation, biological process: proteolysis. Lineage: Eukaryota; Fungi; Ascomycota; Eurotiomycetes; Eurotiales; Aspergillaceae. Gene Ontology annotation, molecular function: serine-type carboxypeptidase activity. The coding region runs from base 450 to 2054 and encodes 534 amino acids.